AUGGGUAUUCUUGCUGUGUUUGCCCUACCAUUGCUUCUUCUAGGGAUCAGUGGAAUCGUUUAUAUUUACCAGACAGUCAUAUGGCUAGUGUCCAAAUCAGCAGUGCAGAACAAGGUGGUGGUGAUCACAGAUGCCAUCUCUGGACUAGGCAAGGAAUGUUCUCAAGUGUUUCAUUCAGGAGGAGCAAGGCUUGUGUUGUGUGGCAGAACAUGGGAGAAGUUGGAAGCCUUGUAUGAUGCUUUAAUUAGCGUGGCAGACCCCAGUGCAACAUAUACACCAAAGCUCAUUCUUCUGGAUAUCUCAGACAUAGACUGCAUUCAAGAUGUAGCUAAGGAAAUCCUGAAUUGCUAUGGUUGUGUGGAUAUACUCAUCAACAAUGCAAGUAUGAAGGUAAAAGGAGCAGUGCAGAGCAUUUCAUUGGAACUUGAUAAAAAGAUAAUGGAUGCCAACUAUUUUGGACCUAUAACAUUAACCAAAGCCAUUCUUCCCAACAUGAUUUCUAGAAGAACUGGCCAAAUAGUUUUAAUUAAUAGUAUUCAAGGAAAAAUAGGAGUCCCAUUUCGUGCAGCUUAUGCUGCUUCUAAACACGCUGCUGUAGGCUUUUUUGAUUGUCUUAGAGCAGAAAUGGAAGAAUUUGAUAUUUCUGUCAGCACUGUCAAUCCAACCUUCAUCUGUUCAUACCAUCAUCAGCCAGCACCUGGCACUUGGGAGGCAUCAAUUUGGAAAUUCUUUUUCAGAAAGGUGACUUAUGGUGUGCACCCAGCAGAGGUGGCAGAGGAAGUCUUGCGCACAGUGAGCAGCAAGAAGCAGGAGGUGCUGAUGGCCAACCCUAUACCCAGAGCAGCUGUUUACAUUCGCACCUUCUUUCCUGAAAUGUUUUUUGCCAUUGUUGCCUCAGGGAUUAGGGAAAAACUGAAGACAGAACAAGAAAAUUGA
Molecule: messenger RNA, 936 nt
Organism: Centrocercus urophasianus (Greater sage-grouse)
Lineage: Eukaryota; Metazoa; Chordata; Aves; Galliformes; Phasianidae
Gene: DHRS7C
Product: dehydrogenase/reductase 7C
Exons: 6
Coding region: 1-936 (311 amino acids)
Biological process (GO): regulation of release of sequestered calcium ion into cytosol by sarcoplasmic reticulum
Cellular component (GO): sarcoplasmic reticulum membrane
Molecular function (GO): all-trans-retinol dehydrogenase (NAD+) activity
Source: RefSeq, a predicted model, not a curated record